This is a messenger RNA of Camellia sinensis, 1964 nucleotides long. RefSeq lists its product as uncharacterized. Gene Ontology annotation, molecular function: protein binding. The record is from RefSeq and is a predicted model, not a curated record. Gene Ontology annotation, biological process: rRNA processing. Gene Ontology annotation, cellular component: nucleus. Lineage: Eukaryota; Viridiplantae; Streptophyta; Magnoliopsida; Ericales; Theaceae.
CAACCACAACCGCAACCGACCGACCAAGUAUAUAUAUAUAAAACCUAAUUAAACCCUCCAUAGCCGACCACCGAAGCUCCCCUCUCUCGCAGUCCAGCCCCUUCUCCCUCUGCCCGACUCUCUCUCUCUCUCUCAGACCAGAUAGACCUUUGGUCUAAAGAAUAUGAUAGCAGCUAUUUCUUGGGUCCCCAAAGGGGUCUCAAGGUCUAUCCCAGCUGUGGCUGAGCCUCCUUCAAAAGAGGAAAUUGAAGAGAUUUUGAACAGCAGGACUUUUGAGAGAAGCGAAGAGAGUGAAAAUGAGGACCAUGAUGAAGAUAUGGUUGUUGAUGCUGCUAAACAGGGUGAUGAAGUUGCCCAUGCAUUAGUUGCUGCAGAUGCACUUGGCAAAGCCUCCUUGAGCACGACUUCAGUUCCUUUUCAGGACAUAGCAGAUUCUUUGCGGGAACUAGACAUGGAACACUAUGAUGAAGAGGAUGAUGGUGUUGAGCUGAUUGGCACGGGAAUUGGUGAUGCUUAUUAUCCAAGUAAUGACAUGGACCCGUAUUUGAAGGAUCAGAAUGAUGAUGACUCUGAAGAGUUUGAGGACAUGACCAUAACAGCUGAGGAUGCUGUCAUAGUUUGUGCUCGUAACGAAGAUGAUGUCAGCCAUCUUGAGGUUUGGAUUUAUGAGGACCCUGCUGAUGGUGAUUCAAACAUGUAUGUUCACCAUGAUAUCAUCAUUCCAGCUUUUCCCCUCUGCACAGCAUGGCUUGAUUGCCCAAUUAAAGGUGGAGAAAAAGGGAACUUCAUAGCUGUAGGUUCAAUGGAACCAUCCAUUGAAAUAUGGGACCUUGACAUUAUGGAUGAAGUCCAACCAUCAGUGGUGUUAGGCGGCAUUUCUGAGAAAAAGAAAAAAGGAAAGAAAUCAAUCAAGUACAAGAAAGACAGCCACACUGAUUCAGUACUUGGUCUCGCCUGGAACAAGGAGUACAGGAAUAUACUUGCCAGUGCUAGUGCUGACAAACUAGUCAAGAUUUGGGACGUGGCUACUGGAAAAUGUGAUAUUACCAUGGAGCAUCAUACAGAUAAGGUUCAAGCCGUCGCAUGGAAUCAUCAUGUGCCACAAGUUCUACUUAGUGGAUCCUUUGAUCGUACAGUAGUCAUGAAGGAUGGAAGGAUACCUUCUCAUACAGGAUUUAAGUGGUCAGUUUCAGCAGAUGUUGAAACUGUAGCAUGGGAUCCACACACUGAGCAUUCAUUUGUGGUCAGUCUUGAAGAUGGUACAGUUGAAGGUUUUGAUAUCCGAGCUGCUAAGUCUGAUCAAUCUUCUGAGUCAAAGCCAAGUUUCACUCUUCAUGCACACGAUAAAGCUGUUUGCACAGUCUCCUAUAAUCCUUUGGCACCAAAUCUUCUUGCAACUGGAUCCACUGAUAAAAUGGUAAAAUUGUGGGAUUUGUCAAAAAACCAACCAUCAUGUGUUGCAUCUAAUAAUCCAAAAGCUGGAGCUGUCUUUUCCAUUUCGUUCUCAGAGGAUAGCCCCUUCUUGCUAGCCAUAGGAGGCUCCAAGGGAAAAUUGGAAGUGUGGGAUACACUAUCUGAUGCUGGGGUCUCUCGAAGAUAUGGGAAAUAUAGUAAUCGGAACAUAUCUUAAUCUUUUGUUCUUGGUAUUUUCUUUCCUUUCUUUUUUUGUUAGAAAAAACAGAAGAAAAAAAGGAGGGGGAUGUUGUGGUCUUGGUUUUUGAUAUUGAAAUAGUAUAACCCGGUGAGAGGGUGAGAGAACUGACUAAUGUUGCUCUCAAAUUAUGAAGCCAAUUAAUUACAUGGGGCGGGUUGCUUUUUUCAUUUGCAGCUUCCUAAAGGUAAUGUAUAUUUAUUGAAGCUUUUUUGUUGUUUUUGUUGUACUGUUCUGAAGAAUUGUAAUCAACAUUAGAGGAAAUGGAAAUUUUAGAGCAGGAGUGGUUUUGAAGGCCCUGUUUGAGUGUUUU